Rotaria sordida is the source of this 1968-nucleotide messenger RNA. NCBI's taxonomy places the organism in Eukaryota, Metazoa, Rotifera, Eurotatoria, Philodinida, Philodinidae. The record is from the annotation of a GenBank genome assembly.
AUGGGAGCAGCUCAAGCAUCGAAAGCAUCCAAUGUUAUAAACAGAUCUAUCGUUUGGCUUGAUGCCUCUGUUAAUGAUACACAGGAAAAUAUCAACGCUCAACAAUUACUUCGUACACCAAUGAAUCAUUUAAAAACAUAUAAAGAUGAUCAUGAAUGUGAAAAGUAUAUUCAAUCUGUGCCAAAAGGACAUCGAAUCAUCCUCAUCGUCGGUGGUCGUCUCGGUCAGUUAAUUGUGCCUCGUAUCCAUCAACUUUUUCAAAUUUCAUCAAUCUUUGUUUAUUGUAUGGAUAAAAGAAAUCAAGAAUGGACAAACGCAUAUAAGAAAGUCAAAGGCGUCAUCGAAGAAUUAAAUGAACUGAUUCUUCAAGUUCUAGCAGCUCAAGAAAAACAAACAAGCCAUGAUAGAUUUGAACAACCACUUUCAAUCAAUAUUUUCAAUACAGUUAAUGCCGGUCGGGAAAAAUCGACGAGUGAACUCAAUGGACAAUUUGUUCAUUCGCAAAUACUAAUCGAUUGUUUACUUCGAAUGAGAUCUUCUUCGACAGAUAGACAUGAUUUUCUUACUUAUUGUAAAAAAGAAUAUGCAAAUGAUAAUUCACAAUUAAAUUUUAUUCGUGAGUUUGAACAUGAUUAUGCAGCUAGUUCUGCUCUGACAUGGUAUACAAGAGAUUGUUUUCUCUAUAAGUUAUUAAACAAAGCUCUUCGUACGCAAAAUAUUGAUUUACUCUAUUUAUAUGGUUUUUUUAUUCGUGAUCUUUAUCAACAACUCAAGCGAAAUCAAUAUCCAGCGCCUAUUCAUCUUUAUCGUGGUCAGUUAAUGUCAAAAAAGGAAGUGCAACAGCUGAGAAAUUUUAUAGGACAACUGAUCUCAAUGAAUUCGUUCCUUUCAACGACUACUGAUCGUGAGGUUGCGAUAAUAUUUUCUGGUAAUGAUGGAGUAUUGAAUAAUGAUAUCCAACCAGUAUUAUUUGAGAUACAAGCUGAUCCAGAUAUUGGCGGUAUUAAACCAUUUGCUGAUAUAACUUCAUUUAGUUACAUGGAAGAUGAAGAAGAAGUAUUAAUGAUGUUAGGUGCCAUCUUUCGAAUUGUUCAUAUUCGUGAUGAAAGUCAGUUGUGUAUUAUUCAAUUAGUAUUAUGUAGUGAAAAUGGUCAUGAUGUCAAACCAAUCUUCGAUCAAAUGAAGAACGAUUAUCAUGGUGAUGGAAAUACAAAUGCUGGUGUAUUCGGUAUUGUACUAUCGAACAUGGGAAAAUUCGAUGAAGCAGAAAAAUACCUUCUUCGUUCGCUUGAUGAAUCACCUCCUGAACAUCACACGGAAGACACUAAUGCAUACAAUCUUAGUGUUUAUUAUGUGAAUCUCGAUAUUGAAGCUAAUAUGAAAAGUUCAUUACUUUUUCCUGAAACAAUUGAAUGUAUUAAUACUAUAUUCGAAAGAUUGGAAAAAAUAAAUAAUAAAAAUGAUCCAUUUAUUAGCAUAGUUAGUCAAUGGUAUGAUAAUCUCUCUAGUUUCUUAAAUGUUCAUCCUGAAUUUGAAAUACUCACUAUUAUCAUUCAUAUCAAUCAUUAUAUAGCACGUAAUUAUGUUAUGACUGAUCAAUAUAAAUUCUAUUUAAAUCACUUUCGUCAAUCAUCAUUAUCACAAUCGAUAUUUACUGUUAAACGAUUAUUUUAUAUUAAAACAUGUUCAUUUUUUUUAGGUGUAUAUUUAUUUGUAAAAGGUCCAGAUUUUUUUUAUCCUUCUGAAGAAUUGAUUCCUCAUUUUGGUAUUGAUUAUGUACAAACGAUUCUUCUUCAUACUUAUACUAUAGAAUCCUGGAAUAUAAUUUUAUAUCGUUUAUUAAUUAUAACACAAAAUGGAGAUUUUCUUUGGUUUUUACGUUCAAAAAUUUUACUAACAAAUACAUUAUUAACUAUUGUUAAAAUCUUACUUUGUGAUAAAAUGCGUGUAGAUGUAUAUAUACAAUAA